Stereum hirsutum FP-91666 SS1 is the source of this 2164-nucleotide messenger RNA. RefSeq lists its product as uncharacterized. The transcript is spliced from 10 exons. The record is from RefSeq and is a predicted model, not a curated record. Gene Ontology annotation, cellular component: fungal-type cell wall. Lineage: Eukaryota; Fungi; Basidiomycota; Agaricomycetes; Russulales; Stereaceae. Bases 1094 to 1903 code for a protein of 269 amino acids. Gene Ontology annotation, biological process: fungal-type cell wall polysaccharide metabolic process.
GGAAUUUGCUGCCUCUAUAUAGCGGACUUUCACAUUCCGUUGAUGUGCACUAGCAUAACUAAACGCGGCACGGGCGCUCCGAUGAUGGUUUUCGCACUGGUGGCCCAUCAACGAAACCGACCCCGCCCAUAUGGCGAAAAUGAUUCAAAAUCAUAAUGGCGAGCACCUGUGUCUCUUGAAGCCCCUGGACCCGCAUGGAAUAUAGGCGUCGUCGUAUGCUUUAUUUCUGGACCUUGUCGAGCCUUGGUUUUUGUGAUGAUGAGCCCGGAGCGGUCUUUGGAUUCUUGGCUGGCCAGUUGACGCCCAGAACCUAUGCGGAGAAAACGAUGCUACGAACUUGCAAUCCAGUCACUAUGCAACAACAGACUCGAUUAUACCGUCAUCAGCGUCCAUCAAAAUUCUUGAGACAUUCUACGUCGGUAUUUUUCAUUCUCGGGCGUCUGCAAUGAUUCCUCCUUGUGUCGGUCUAUGCGUCGACUGGUCUGGUUUCUACUCCCAGCGAAUGUACACUGCGAGCAGUGUGAUACCUGUCAAGAUCCUAUCCUCUAACGGAGACGAAUAACAGGUUGAAUCAUGAUUUGAUGCGGCAGCAUCUCUUUAUCUCUUUCUAGGGCGAAUCUGUUGGAGAAGGGGAAAAGGUGAUACACAUAAUCCCGGUUCUGCCAAGGAGUGGCCUUUCCUACAACGAGGGACAUGCCUUCCAAAAUAUCUCUUACGAUGUCGAAUAUAUUCUAGCGCUAUGAGUUGCUGGGGGCUCUCUUCUGCCGGCCGUCGUAUGGAGUGUUUGGGAGUAUGUCUGAGGACCGGAGACUUCAUCGACUUUGCCCUCAGUCUCGAGCCACUGAUCGCCCGUCCGUAAGUGCAAUCACCGUGUCAAAUUGCUAGAGGAGAUGGCUGGACCGCUGACAUCAAUCUCUUUUCAUGGCCCCGUGAGGAUCCAUGCGGGACCGAAUAUAUUGAGGACCGGCUCUGGGCGACUACUACAAAUUGUAUAAAGGCUGUUACUCGAGGGCUUCGAGAUCUUCACUCCUCCUCGCCAACGAGUCUUCCGUGCCUACUACUCAUCCCUCAUCUACCUUCUUUGGAACGCAUCAUGCUCUCCAUCCUCGCCUUUGUUGCUCUCUUUGCCGCUUCUGCUCAGGCUGGCAAGCGUGGUCUCGCUUGGCCAUGGUACAACAACCCUCUCGACCCUGGCGUCUUGAACAACGGUGACGGUGAAGUCGUCGCUAUCUACGACUGGGAGACCUACGCACCUCCCUCUACAAACGGCGCUGGUGGUCUUGGCUUCAUUGGCAUGCAGCGCUGCACGGAUUGCUCGUCCUCUCCUGUAGCUGAACUCGCUAGCCGUCAAGCCGCGCAGGGUUGGGCUACCGUCUUCAGCUUGAACGAGCCCGACGGUACCUCCGCCUACGUUAGCCCCAGCGCCGCCGCUUCUUGGUACAAGCAGUACAUCAACCCGCUGGCAAUCAAAAAAGCCCUUCCAGCUAUCACUUCCAGCGCGUCCGCUGGACAGGGCCUUGACUGGCUUCAACAGAUGAUCAACGCCUGUGCCGGUGCUUGCUACUUCGACUACAUCAACCUCCACUGGUACGGAAACAGCUUCGCGGACUUCCAGGCUUACGUCGAGAAGGCGCACAACCAGUUCCCCAGCUACCAGAUCGUCAUCUCCGAGUUUGCUCUCCAGAACCCGUCCGGUGGGCAAUCCGCCCAGGUUGCUUUCUUCCAGUCUGCCUUUGCCUGGCUGGACGCGCAGAGCUACAUCCAAUUAUAUUUUGCUUUUGCGGCAACUUCUCCCGCUCUCAUGUCUGCAAACGACGCCGCCGCCGCAUCCUACGUCGGUACCGGGUCUUGCUUGUACAAUAACGACGGGUCUCCCUCGGCCGUAGGGAACUUGAUGUACUAAGCACGCACAUCAGAUGUGCUAUGUUUGCUACAUGGUGCUUGUAUGAGUCCUUAAACUCUCUCAUACAAUGGGAGUUUGACGGUCUUGACGAAGGAUAGAAGAGGGGGUUGAGAGGGGGGGGGGAGCCUUGCCUUGAAUUGUUACGUUCUCUAAAACAUUUCUUCUUCAGGGUCAUUAUGGACUGGUAUUUAUGGGUUAUGUUGUACGGAUAGAGUGAACUUAUUAAUAAUGUAAAAAGGGUCUCCCUUGGGUACUCCAAGC